Messenger RNA from Carassius gibelio (silver crucian carp), 2794 nucleotides. RefSeq lists its product as uncharacterized. The record is from RefSeq and is a predicted model, not a curated record. The coding region runs from base 1740 to 2468 and encodes 242 amino acids. The transcript has 3 exons. Lineage: Eukaryota; Metazoa; Chordata; Actinopteri; Cypriniformes; Cyprinidae. Gene Ontology annotation, molecular function: protein dimerization activity.
UGCACGCGCCUGACCCAUCUGAAAUACUUUUCACAGACGCCAUUUUCUUUGCUCACGACGCGGCUCGUAUGAGGACGGAAUAUGGCGAAAUAAAGUGCAUAACCUUACUCAUAAAAUGGGGUUUGUAAUAUCAUAUUGUUUUAUAAUGACAUUUAUUUGCUGUGUGCACAUAAACUUUUCUCAAGGACAUUUCCUUUCACUCACGAUGUGGAACAGACGAGGACGUCUUUUAAUUUCUAUAUGGGAAAUCUAAAAAAAGCACUUUUGUGAUGCUGCAAGUGGGAGUGGAUUUCUUGCUUAGAUGGAAACUGCAGAGAACCACAUCCUGUCGUCCUGAAAAAAAGAAAGAGACUACUUUCUCCAUUGGCACAGACUUUGUUCAGUGAUCAGUAACAUACAUUCAGCUAGGGCUGUCCUUAGGGGGUGCAACUGAUGCGGUCGCACCGGACUCCACACUUGAGGGGUAAACGGACUGAAUGAGCCCCACUCCCCCAGAACGCUUCCUACUUCGCACCAGUAUGGGCCUGCAUUCAUAGUUAAUGGGCCUGGGCUGUCUGUAUCCAGAAGGCCGGAGCAUCUCCCUGAUCUCCUUGCAGUUAAAGUGGCAUCUCCCUAAAAUUGUCAAGACGACAGGCACCAAUGUAGUAACCACACAAAUACAUAAAUAGUGCAUAACACAAAAAACGGAAAAUAUUACAAAGAACUCAAGUUAAAAACAUGUCACGUCGCACAUGUCUGAAGUGCAUGUCCCACCACUGGAAAGGUGGUGGUAAUAUGUUGUGUGUCUGUGUGUAACCUGCUAUCAGUACGAUUUAGCUACAUCAAGUUCACAUGUAAAGACCUAACGUUAGCGCUAGCUAUCAGAUCAAAUUAUGGAUGACUGUAGCUACAUAGAAAAAGUUGUUAGGCUCAAAAUUACAACCAUUUUGGUCGCAUGUGCUCGUGAAAAAUGUAAUCUGUCGACAUAUAUGGUAACCUAAAAAUAUAUUCAGGAGUAAGUUACUGCUAAUUUGUGCGAGAGCAAAUAAUGGUUGUGGUGCUAAUGUUACCAUUUUGUAAGGCGUCAGUAAAAGAGGUAGAACACGCCAAUGCUGAUAGUUAGGAUGUUUUAUUAAUAUUAACUAGGGCUGGGGGAAUUAACGCGUAAAUCUUUGCGAUUAAUUUGAAAUGUUUAACGCGUUAAAAAAACGCAUUUAACGCAGCACUUUUUUGCCUCGUUUGAAUGAUUUCCUGUUGCGGCUGCUAUUGAAAAGCCGAAAAUAUGUGGAUCGGGUUUCAUUCUCGCGCAGCUUUCAUGAGCGGGUCUUUUCCGCUCCGUGUGCGCCGCCGCACUCUCUGUUCCGUGUGUCUGUGUGUGUGUCGGCCAUAGGUGUCGGCGCGCUGCACUCUCUGCUCAAUGUCCGACUCCGUGUUUGCGCUGCGCGUUCCGCUCUGUCGUUCACGGCCCAAACGCUCCAAUCAUGUACCGAUCAAGCACUGGAAAAGCAAAGUCUGCUCAAAUAAGGUGACAUUUCUCUGUAGACUUCUGUUUGCUGAGCUGGUAUAGUCAUGCUGGGGCAGCAAUGUUAAAGGAAUAGUUCACCCAAAAAUGAAAAUUCUGUAAUUUUCUCUCCCUCAAGUUGUUCCAAAGUGUAUUAUUUCCUUUCUUCUGCUAAACACAAAAAAGGUAUUUUAAAGAAGGUUGGAAAUUAAACAGUUGCUGGUCCCCAUUGACUUCCAUAGUAUUUUUUUUUCCUACUAUGGAAGUCAGUAAUGGGGUCCAUCAGUCGUUUGGUUACCGACUUUUUCCAAAAUAUCUUCUUUUGUGUUCAGAGAUUCAACAUUCCCAGGCUGUUACCCAGCUGAAGGAGUUGGCUAGGAUCAUGAAACAUUUAGUGCCCCUAGAGAGUGAGAUCACCCAGGAGAUCAUUAGGUACAAUGUGGACCCCAACCUGGCCAAGUAUGAAGAUGGAGAUGACAUUGUGAAGUGGUGGGCCCAUGUCAUGAGUUUGGGGAAGUAUCCAGCUCUCAGCCAGGUUAUCAGACGGGCCCUCUCCAUCUUCCAUGGACCACUGGUAGAGUCCUCCUUUAGUCUCAUGGGAGAUGUGAUUGAUGCUAAAAGAUCUAGCAUGAAGAUCUCCACCUUUGAUGCAGUGCAGACUGUCAAAUAUGUGCUGAGGUCAAGGGGCAAGACUGGCAUUAGCAUGUUCAAAAGAGCUGACAUUGAUAAAACUCUCUGCCAGAACAUUAGGGUUGCAGGGAGAAGGGACAAGACCGACAGAGAGAAGAGGAUGGAGGCAAAGCAGAAGAGGCAGGUGGAGUAUGGCUGCAGUGCUACAUGUGAAAGUGCAGAGAAGGCCAAGACCACUGCUCUGGCCGAAGAGAGGCAGACACGUCUCAAACAUGUUGAUAAGAAAAUUAAUGCAGCCAGACGCAAGGCCCUGGAUACGUUGCAGGAGGUGGCCAGGAAGAAGAGGAAGUUGGAGUAAAGCAAGAAGAUAGUUCAAUGAGAGUUUAUGUUUCGGAAUUAAAAAUGAAAUAGAAUAUUACAAAUUAGCGUCUGUGUAUUUUGAUUUUCAGAAUUUCAUUCUAGUCUGUGCCUAUGGGGUGGGCUGGGGAUGGCAGGGGUUGGUGGCAAUGUAAGUAUCUGGAUAUUUGCCUCUGGGCGGGGGCUUCGAUUACCUCUCUCUUUUUUGACCAUACAUGUGUUUGCACCCCUGAGAAACUGUGAACAAGAACUGAGAUCAUGCCUCCAAAAAGAUGGACAUGCUUGUACGCUGCCUUUUUCUUCUAGAAAAUAUUAAUAAUUCUAGUU